AUGGACAGAGUGUUAUUCAUUCUCCUUUCUAUUAUCCUAGUUGCAGCGGCGCAAUUUGCGAAAGCAGCUCAAUCGAGCAACAGCACACCCCCUCCAGCUCUUUUCUCCGUCCCUAGUUCUUAUUCCUUUCUCAGCUCAAUCAGCACCACCAGCUUCAGUCUGAGCUCCUUCCCAAUUGACUGGACCACCGUUGCUCAAGUCCCCAGCUUGAAUGCAAUUGAAGUGACAGUAGCAGGCACAUGUGGGUGUGAUCUGACGCUCAACGGGUGUGACGUCAACUGCUGCUGCGAUGCAGAGUGCGACCAGAGUGCAAAGGCGCUGUUUUCGGAGUGCGCACCGGAGGGGCCGCCGGCGCCCUCGCUGGACUAUUGUGUGCCCAAGUCGCAAGUGGCCAAGGUGAACCUUCACCAAAGCAGCAGCCUGGCGGUUGUUGAAAAGACGGCCCCAGACGACGGGUUUCUGAGCAAGCAGUUGUGCAUCGCCCACGAAAACAACGCCCAGCUGGGGCAGUUCUUCUCCGACCCUGCGCCGGCCGUGGAAACCGAUCUUGCCACAGCAGCUUCCCAGUACAGCGACUUUACCUUUGGGAAGACGGUUCCGGUCGUGGCAGGCUCUGCAACGAACGUUUAUAGGGUUGGCGACUUGUUGCCUGCAGCUUACUCCCUGGGGGGGAAUUCGGUGCUGGUGGCCGCGGGGGCGGGUGCGCAGUUUGCGCUCCCCGCCCCAGUCCUGAGUGCCGCCUGCGAAGGGCUGCAGCUGGUUGGUUUCCUGACCGACGUACCGGAGACAGCAUGCCAGCGCUACAGUCAGACGCUCGCGCAGGAUUGCGAAGCCACGUUCGGAGCCGACCGCUUUACCGACUGGCUGCGGAUCGGACGGCCCAGUGCCUACGUCAGCGUCGCAACCGGAAUAGUCCGCUUUGCCGAUCCAGACACCGGAGCGCUGACGUCACUGGGGACGGCUUCGCCGACCGCUUAUGACAUGGCAUCCGGCACGUGCCAGAAUGGUUUGAGCAAGGUAGCUUACACGAUAGCGUAUGACGGCAGCGGUUCGAUCGUGUCCGUCAACGCUGACCUGGUGUUCACUAACACCACGGCCGACGCAUCGACUGGGCUGGCGACUCUCCAGCAGACGUUUAGUGUCAGUUGGGUUAGGCAAGGGACGCAGACCAAGGUGCGGCCAAAGUCGGGGAACCCUGGUUACUUAGACGGGUUCCCUGUGUUGGCGGGUCAGAUCGCGAAGUCAUCGGACGGCUCCAAGCAGGCGAUCUCUCAGUACACGGACGGCCUUCCGAUCCCGGCCGCCGGCCCGGACGGCCUCUGCGGCCCGAGCCACGUCAGCCACGUGGUGUUUGGAGCGGACUCGCUGACGUCAUGCGGCGUUCCGCUGACGCAAGCGCAGCUCGCCGCUUUCUGCCAAUCCUCGCCCCCCUCCCCGCUGCCCAUUCAACUGCUGGGCGGCCUCUUCGGCGCUCUUAGCAACGACACGUACGUCGCCACGUGGGCCAGUGCUGACGCCAGCAACGUCCUCGACUGGCGGGAGGUGGUCGUGGAGGGGAUGACGUCAGCGAUGACGUGGGACGCCUCGCUGCUGACGUGUCACGGGGUCGCGUCGGGUCUGAAGUACGAGUUCCUGGUGUCAAAGGUCGGUUCACGAGACAACCCGCAACGCGAGAUCAGCUUCAGCCGCGUGACGCUCGUAUACUCAGACUGGACGUUCCAAGACGCAACGCAACCCAACGUGGCCCAGACCUUCGUCAUCCAGAACACGGUCAAGUUCCUGCCACGUGUCCAGCCUGAAGCGCACGCGAUCGGCCGCCCGCCGCCCCCGCUGCUGCCGAGUUUGCCGGACGAUCUCUUCUAUCCGUUCUUCAUUACCUCGGCCGGAAUGAAGGAGUACAUGAGUUGGAGCCGAUUGUUGUUGACUCUGUUGAUUCCUUCUGCUCUGUUACUUUAA
Molecule: messenger RNA, 1956 nt
Organism: Klebsormidium nitens
Lineage: Eukaryota; Viridiplantae; Streptophyta; Klebsormidiophyceae; Klebsormidiales; Klebsormidiaceae
Source: the annotation of a GenBank genome assembly